GAACACCUCGGACAACAAAAUUUUCUACCGGUGCAAUAGAGUGUAAUGUUAUUGAGAUGAUUCCAUUUUGUAAUAACGAUCAGUGUCCAUGUGUCAUGUUCGGGGGAAUAAAAUGGGUUUUAACGUAUUUUAUAUAAUUCUACAUCUUACAAGUCUUUUUGGAAAUCAUUAUGUAAUAUGAAAUAUAUUUGUGUUCAAUAUAAGCUGUCGCUCUUAUUUUCAUAGUAAACUGAAGAAGGAUAACGUGCCGGAAACAAAAUUGUUUGGAAAGGUAAACAGCAUUAAUGUGGAUCGUUAAAAGUGCUAUGUUUAGUAAAAGUUAUCGGUAAUUUGUACUUUUCAGUGCUUGAAAUAAAUACAUACAUUUGCUUGAAAGUUUAUCGAAGCAUGAUAGUUUUGUCAUUUACAACGUUGAAUAAAAAUGUAAUGUCUAAAUGUAACUAGUUUCUGCUUCAUAGACAAUGUAUGUAAUUUUAAAAAUGUACAAGAUAAACUAGAGGUACAUAGAAUACAUUGAUGGUAUAUCUAUCAAGUUCUAAUGUUGGAUUAUGUUAUUUAUGACGUCUAAACAUGGCACUAUUGAACCAAAUUUUCAUGACGUCAGUUAUUUCUUUACUGGCAUUUGACGCCUCAACAACACAUUUGUCUAUGGUCUUUUUGUGUGAUUCUAAUUUGCACGAUAUUUGCGAGGACGCGAUCAACAACAUCAAGGAGUUACCUAUAGAAGUUGAAGAUGUGCAUAUUGAAUUGGUUGGAAUUGUUAUACGUAGCUCUGGAGACUUUAUCCAAGAUGUUCGCUCUUUAAACAAUGCAGACUCUGAAAACAUCAUUUUGUUCAUUGGUAUUGGAAAUGAUCACGUGGUUAAUGCAGUCUCGUGCAUCUCGCGUGCUGUUGGCGUUCCUGCUUUUGUUUAUUCAACGUUGAGCCACAGGAUCAAUAUGUUUGAACAGGACGUGAUUUCUAUCCAUCCGGACCGGGAAGGUCUAGCACAGGCUAUCAUCACGAUUAUCGGUAAACAAUUGGUUAGGAAUGCGUUUGUUAUUUGCCAAGAUACGCUCCAGUUUGACGGAUUCAUGGAGGUCUUUCAUAGGAAUAACAUGCAAUAUAACAGAAGUAACGAAAGUCUCGAAUCAACAAUAUCAGUUUCUGAUAGUGACCUUGACCUCCGAACUUUGUUACUGAAUGUCCAUGACAACGGAUUUCGUUUGCUGAUAGUACAUAGUUCUCCACAACUAUUUGAAAGAUUAAUCAAAAUAGCCACUAACAUGCUAUAUUUCAAUACUGGAUAUGCAUGGAUAAUCACAGAAGAGGCAAUGCCAAAUGUUCCCAUGUCAACCAAUGUUACCAUGACAACGGGUGAUGAAAUGCCUAAAGGUUUGCUGGCUGUUGACGGAUAUGAGGAGGAUAAUUAUAUGACUUUGUUGAACGAUGUUGUCAAAAUAGCGAGAUCUGAAAUAUUGCUGCUUCUUAAGAAGGCGUAUAAGUAUAACCUUACCAGUAGAUACAUGGCUGAAAACUUCCGAGUAGUUCUAGCAGGCAGGCAAGAUGUUUACCAAUCAUUUUUCAGGGGUUUGCAAUCAAAUAAUUUACUUUUUGGUGAUGAUGGAAGACGCAAAAAUAUGCAAUAUCGUCUGCUUAAUUAUAUCGAAGAAAAUAAAGGGAACAAGUCAUUCUGGUGGACAGUUGGUUACAUUAGAGGAAACGACCUGGACCUUAACACACUGUCGUUUGGCCAGGACAGUCAAUCUUUGUACCAAUACAUAACGUUCGAGCAUUCUAUUCUGUUGUUACCAAGACCCGCCGCGCCCUUUUUGUACAUUAUUAGAGGGCCAACAGAAAUCACGUGA
Ruditapes philippinarum (Manila clam) is the source of this 1848-nucleotide messenger RNA. RefSeq lists its product as uncharacterized. The record is from RefSeq and is a predicted model, not a curated record. The transcript is spliced from 7 exons. The coding region runs from base 571 to 1848 and encodes 425 amino acids. Lineage: Eukaryota; Metazoa; Mollusca; Bivalvia; Venerida; Veneridae.